Molecule: messenger RNA, 2143 nt
Organism: Misgurnus anguillicaudatus (oriental weatherfish)
Lineage: Eukaryota; Metazoa; Chordata; Actinopteri; Cypriniformes; Cobitidae
Gene: il13
Product: interleukin 13
Source: RefSeq, a predicted model, not a curated record
GCUGUAGUAUUGCCUUCAAAACAGUCAUCAUCUUACAAUUAGAUUUCAAAGGUAUCUUUGUACUGUUGUUAUUAGUCAUCAGCCAUGCAUUUAUCCGUGUAUCUCAAUUUCAGUUUACAAACAUGACUUUAGUCAGUUAUCCAUUUUAGGGUUUAAAAAAACAGUUUGAUAACAAAAGCACACGUUUUGCAGCAAAAGCUAUCAGUAUUGAUCAUUAAGAGUCUGCAGUAAUGAAACUAGUUUGCACAACCAAACACGGUCAGCGCGCAGCCCAGCUAUUCAAAAUCAUUAAAAAAUCUUCUUUCUCGAUUCCGCUCUUCGACGAAAUCAGGGCAAUAUGACAGACGUGAAGCCACAAGUUAUCAACCCCAUCUCAACCAUCAACCUAUGAGUUUGCAAUGAGCACUGUUAGUGCUUACCGUGCACAAUGGAGUAUAUAUAUGCAGCGUACAGCUGAAGGCGAAUCAUUCACUUUCGGGAUUCGAAAAACUAAAGCUAAGGAAACCAAUCUCUUGAAGCAGACAGACAAAAUGAUGACUUCUGUGACUACCACGCUACUGCUUGCUAUUGUAGCUACGUGCGUCUCGGCCGCUCCUACAGAAAAGAAGACUUUGUUUAAUGAGCUUUUCGAUGAAUUGAAUACCACAAUGAAAGAGCUUUCCAAGCAUUCCAUGGAUGACAUCUUUGUGAGUGAUCUGAAACACCAUAAGGAUUGUAAGGAUGUGUUUUUCUGCCAGGCUGAGGAUCAACUGAUAAAAAAGGUUUCCGGACGCUCUGGGUCCAAGUUUGAACGUUUCCGCUCAGACAAGAAGCUAAUGAGGACUUUGAAAAUGAUAAAUGAAAAUAAUAUGAAAACGUGUAAACCUGCAGAUGACCAGGUCGAAAUCCAACUGUCUGAGUUUCUGAAGAAUCUGAAACAAUGUGUCCAAUUGAGAAAUGCCAACAAAAUCAAGGAAUGAAGCUGUGCUGUAUUAACUUAUGAAGCAGUGUUAAUUUAUAGGAUAUUUAUAUUGUCUAUUAAAUAAAGACUUACAUGGACUUGUUUCUGUGUAACAUUAAAAUGCAUUUGUUGCUGAAGAGAAAUAAAUAAAUAUAUUUUUCACGAUCAAAUACUGUUUUAUAGUUCAUUUUUGAUACUUACAUUAUUUUAUGCACUAUGUAUAAUACGUUUCAAUAAUCUCAUAAACACACAUUCUGAUGGUUUUUAUUUUUAACCCAAUGAUAGGUAAAUAUUGGAGAGAAAAGGUGUUGGGUUAUUAAAGAGCACCUAUUGUCCAGUUCACAUUUUUAAAUUUCCUUUGGUGUGUAAGUGUGUAUUAGUACAUGUUAAUGAUAUGCAAAAUGUACAAACCCCAAAGUAAACAAUGACGCAAAUGACGUAAAUCUCUUUUCUUGGACUACAACAAACACACGGAUUGUAGGCAACUGUUUACUUCCUGGUAUUGGUGAUUUAGCCAUCAUGUUCCACUAAAAAUAAUGUUGGGUUGUUGUUUGGGUAAAACAUUUACAAGUUAUAAAUGGACCUAUGCUAGGAUGUUGUUACCUAACUAUGGGAUAAAACAGCAUAGGUUUUCCAGGAAUUCAAAACCACAUUCACACAGCACUUUGGUCCCAGAAAAUUUCUGAAAAUUGUCAGAGAGGCUUCUGUGCCGACUCAAACACAUCCCAUAAAUGUUCUGGGAUCGCUCCCGUAAAGAGGACCUAGUAACAUUGCCGUAACAUUCACGGAAAGCAUUCUGUGUGAACAAGAGGCAGAAACAAUGCCGUAAGGGGCGUGCUGUGGUGAGGACGCGUGUCUCAUUGCAACAAGAAGUUAUGGUUCAGCUAUUUGAAAAAAAGGGAUUUAAACGCAGAUCAACAUUCACAACAGUGGCGGCUCGUGACUGCUCAUCCGAGGAGGCGCUAAUUCAAAAUAAGUGUUCGGAUUGUCACGUGUGUGGUUCCCUUUUCCAAAAUAUGUUUUCUGCGUGUGGAUAGAUCCUGUGUGCAUCACGUGUUUUGCGAAAUAAGUGCCACACGCGUCAAAACAGUUUAUGAUAAAAGAGACGCUCACAAAAUACACGGUAGACACUCCCUUAACAGUAAACUCUGAUUACACAUGAGAUUAUGCGAGUAUCUGGCAAUCGCGAGCGUCUCUUUUAUC